GCCGCGCGCGGCCGGAUGCGCGCCCCGUCCAUCACCGCCGUGAGGGGCGGGCCCGGCCAAUGGCGGGCGCGUGUGGCGCCCGUCACCGUGGCGACGGGGCCGGUCCCGGGGAGGCGGUGAUGGGUUGACAGGUGCGUGACAGUCGGGAGCUUCUCCGCAGGCAUGUACGGCAAAGGCAAGAGCAACAGCAGCGUCCCGUCCGACAGCCAGGCCCGCGAGAAAUUAGCACUGUAUGUAUAUGAAUAUCUGCUCCAUGUAGGAGCGCAGAAAUCAGCCCAGACAUUUUUAUCAGAGAUAAGAUGGGAAAAAAACAUCACACUGGGGGAGCCCCCAGGAUUCUUGCAUUCCUGGUGGUGUGUGUUCUGGGAUCUCUACUGUGCAGCUCCAGAAAGACGAGAAACAUGUGAACACUCAAGUGAAGCAAAAGCCUUUCAUGACUACAGUGCUGCAGCAGCUCCCAGCCCAGUGCUAGGAAACAUUCCCCCAGGAGAUGGCAUGCCAGUAGGUCCAGUACCACCGGGGUUUUUUCAGCCUUUCAUGUCCCCCCGGUACCCUGGAGGUCCAAGGCCACCUCUCAGAAUACCCAACCAGGCCCUCGGAGGUGUUCCAGGGAGUCAGCCCCUCCUGCCCAGCGGGAUGGACCCCACACGGCAGCAGGGUCAUCCAAACAUGGGUGGGCCGAUGCAGAGGAUGACUCCUCCAAGGGGAAUGGUGCCAUUAGGACCACAGAACUAUGGAGGUGCCAUGAGACCCCCUCUGAACGCUUUAGGUGGCCCGGGGAUGCCUGGGAUGAACAUGGGUCCUGGGGGUGGUAGACCUUGGCCAAACCCAACCAAUGCCAAUUCUAUACCUUACUCCUCAGCCUCUCCUGGGAACUACGUGGGUCCUCCAGGAGGUGGAGGGCCACCAGGAACACCCAUCAUGCCUAGUCCUGCAGAUUCGACCAACUCUGGAGACAACAUGUACACUUUAAUGAACGCUGUGCCACCUGGGCCAAACAGACCUAAUUUUCCACUGGGGCCAGGCUCAGACGGACCCAUGAGUGGACUGGGCGGAAUGGACUCACAUCAUAUGAAUGGAUCAUUAGGCUCAGGAGACAUGGACAGUAUUUCCAAAAACUCUCCUAGUAAUAUGAGCAUGAGCAACCAGCCUGGCACUCCCAGAGAUGACAGUGAGAUGGGCGGAAACUUCCUAAACCCUUUCCAGAGUGAGAGUUACUCCCCUAGCAUGACAAUGAGUGUGUGACCCGUUCUCAAGUGUCGCCAUGAAGACCACAGUGAGUUGGCCCUCUCCAGAGAGCUACUGCAGAAGAAAAUUAUUCGUCCCAGUGUACAGUUUAACUAAAGGAUCUCAGACACAAUCAGACCCACCCAUUUUGUUUUUUUCUCCCUACCAUCUCCCCCGUUUUGUCAAGAAAGUGGGUCCCAAACAUGCUUGAGACACCUGUAAGGAGUGGCAUGCGAGAAGCGCCCGAGGUGGAGCUGCCAGCGCCUGUCUGUGUGUGUACAUGUGUGGGUCAGCGUGGGGUGUGUGUGUGUGACACACCAAGCACACACACACACACAGACCCCAGGACACUGUAAAAUAGGAUCACAUGACAUCUUACGUAGAAAUCAGAAGUAGGGACUUUUAUUCCAUUUCUUUUUUUUUUUUUUUUCUUUCACGUUUACAUUUUAAUUAUUAAAAUUUGCUUUCCCUCUCCCCUCCUGAACUGUUUUAUGUUGCAUAUAUCACUGCUUUAUAAGUUAUUUUUUAAGUUGAACUCAAAGGAUAAAUUCUUUUGAUUUUGUUAGUGUCUGCCAUCAUGGAUAGGAAUAAAAUUGCUUAUACGAGCUUUCA
Oenanthe melanoleuca is the source of this 1839-nucleotide messenger RNA. It is a transcript of the gene SSBP2, whose product is annotated as single stranded DNA binding protein 2. NCBI's taxonomy places the organism in Eukaryota, Metazoa, Chordata, Aves, Passeriformes, Muscicapidae. Gene Ontology annotation, biological process: positive regulation of transcription by RNA polymerase II. The record is from RefSeq and is a predicted model, not a curated record. Gene Ontology annotation, molecular function: protein binding; single-stranded DNA binding. Gene Ontology annotation, cellular component: nucleus. The transcript has 17 exons. Bases 163 to 1245 code for a protein of 360 amino acids.